Molecule: messenger RNA, 1775 nt
Organism: Amyelois transitella
Lineage: Eukaryota; Metazoa; Arthropoda; Insecta; Lepidoptera; Pyralidae
Gene: Gas41
Product: YEATS domain-containing protein 4
Exons: 4
Coding region: 130-825 (231 amino acids)
Biological process (GO): regulation of DNA-templated transcription
Source: RefSeq, a predicted model, not a curated record
ACUUCUUGAACUUCAGAAAUUGUCUUGACGAUAAAAUUUGUUUACUAACAAAAUCUUUGCAAGUGUUUAAGUGUUUUCAAUUGAAUAUUACGAAAAGCAGCCAAGCUGUCGUCUAAAAUCGAUUUAGAUAUGAGUCUGCCUACAGAUUUCGGGCCCGAUUCUGGUGGGAGAGUAAAGGGUUUAACUAUAGUCAAGCCAAUAGUUUACGGAAACGUGGCCAGAUAUUUCGGCAAAAAGCGCGAGGAGGACGGUCACACACAUCAAUGGACGGUAUACGUGAAACCGUAUGCAAACGAAGAUAUGUCGGCAUAUAUCAAGAAAGUGCAUUUCAAACUGCACGAGAGUUACACCAACCCCAAUAGAAUAGUGACUAAACCGCCAUACGAGCUCACAGAGACAGGCUGGGGAGAGUUUGAGAUUGUCAUCAAAAUCUACUUUCAUGAUCCAAAUGAGAGGCCGGUCACCUUAUACCACAUAUUGAAGCUGUUCCAAUCCCCCGUUACGGAUGGCGCUCCACCCACAGUGGGGCGGGCCCUCGUCAGCGAGUCAUACGAGGAGAUUGUCUUCCAGGAGCCCACGCAGCUCAUGCAGCACCUCCUGAACAGUGUGAAGCCAAUCACCAAUGGGCAGUGGACUCAUGAUACUGAUUUUGAGGAGAAAAAAGAGAAGACAUUAGAGAAAAUAAUAACCGCCCAGGGCAAGGUGAGGAACGAGAUCACUGAUCUCAAGGAGAAGCUUCACCUGGCUAAAGAAACAAUAACCAAGUUCAAAGAGGAGAUCGCCAAAAUACAGAACAGUGAUAAAUCUGGACUGCCCGGGUUAUAGGGAACAAGUGAGAAGUGUUUAUACUUCGUGAUCUCGCAAGGUUACAGCAGGGACUGUGAUUAGUGUCAUUUUGUAUUGAUUAACAUGAAAUAAAGUUCAAUCUUAUAGUGUUUUUACAGAAAUUAAGCUAGAAUGUGUGUAAAUAACAUUAAAAAUAUAGAAAGAAAUGUGGCGACAUCUCUUGGUCGCCGCAAGAACUUAAAAUGUUAUCAAGCAUGAACUUUUUUUUCAACAUCAGUCUGAUAGAUGGCGUUAUUUAGAUACGCCGUGGAUAAUCGUGGUUUGGUUUGAAAACAUUUUAAAACCUAAUAUAUAAAUAUGUACUCUAAGCUCAAAACAUUAGUAUUCUGCAGAAGACAACCAAAAGAAAGAAAAGAAAAGGUUAAAUAUAAUAAUAAAUUAGGUAAGUUAUAAGAAAAUAAAUUUUUAAUUUGUAUCAAAGAACAAGUUUUAUUAUUUUUGAUGGAACAUCAAAUCUUCUUUUUUUGAGAUGAGCUGUCAAUCUGAACCUCGCCUUUAAGUCUUUUCGAGAGAUUUUCAGUGAGCUCUGGUUCGCAACUUUUUCCGACGAUACGUUGCAUAGACUUAUUACCGAUUCCAUGAGUAAUUGGUAUUGGUGGUAAUAGGUAGUAUCUACCUAAUAUACAAAUAUAAACAUCGAAAUUACCAACAACUGACUCUAAAUAUAUUUAAUUUCUUUAAAUACCGAACGCAAAUAGAUUACAAUGAAAAUGUUUUAUGUAUGUUUGUAUCAAUUUCAAGGUCAUUGUGAAAGCAAUCAAUUUAAAAGUCUACAAUAAAUGUGUUAUUGUUGACAUGAAUUCUGUAGACUUUGGAUGAAUAUAUAAUAUCACGUUCACUGAAAUCAGAAUAAUAUAAAAUAAGACUUAUAUUAUCGCGUCUUCAUUGAAGGCAGUAUACAAAGGCCAGCGUUGGGGAUGUCCAGGUCA